Messenger RNA from Aureobasidium vineae, 1631 nucleotides. NCBI's taxonomy places the organism in Eukaryota, Fungi, Ascomycota, Dothideomycetes, Dothideales, Saccotheciaceae. The record is from the annotation of a GenBank genome assembly.
CACACGUUUCGAGUUCCAACCGAGUGACAAUGCUAUCGCAAACCCUCGGACUAGUUGUCCUCGCUCUCCCUCUGCUGGCCGAAGCGAGGGACUGCUCAAAAGCAGCCUUCCAAAAGCUCAUUCCGUCCAACUCAACCUUCAACUAUGUCACAAAAGUCGCAGAAGGCGGAACGUUCACGGAUGUUUAUGCCAACGCCAAUGCUACUGGUCUGCCCGAAGGAUGUGCUGUGAGCGUCAAGGUCCCUACGCCCGGCAACUCAUCUUACAACAUGGCCAUUUACUUGCCCAACAAAUGGAACUCUCGCAUCAUCACGACUGGAAACGGUGGUUACGGCGGAUUCACCAACUGGCAAGAUCUCGGUGUCUAUUCGCACUACGGCUUCUCCGCCAUCACUACUGUGGGUUUAUACACGUCAGNNGACACGGGUCACGACAAUCCCAACCCUUUGGACUCGACCUUUGCUCUCAAUAAGGGUUCGCUCGAGAACUGGGGUUGGCGUGCCAUGCAUGGUUCAGUAUUGAUCGGAAAGGCCUUGUCUGCUGCGUACUAUGGUGAAAGUCACAAGUACUCCUACUACUCUGGAUGCUCGACAGGAGGUCGUCAGGGUCUGAAGGAGAUGCAGGUGUCGCCAGAAGCAUUCGACGGUCUCUUUGUAGGAGCACCAGCUUGGUGGAUUCCGCACUUGGGCAUCUACACCAGUCAGGCAACUCUGGGCAACCUUCCUCAGAACUCCUCACACCACAUUUCUGCUGCAUUGGCCAACAUCAUCAAUGACGAAAUUCUCAAGCAGUGCGAUUCUCAAGACGGAGUGACUGACAAUGUUAUUAUGAACUCCGAAGGCUGUGUCUUCAACCCUCUGACUCUGCUCUGUCAGGGAUCAUCAAACACCUCUGCUUGCAUUACUUGUCCCCAACUUGACACUUUGUACAAGGCCCUGCACGACUGGACAUACUUCGACGGCACCUUGAUCUUCCCUGCACCUAGCUUGGGUACCCCCAUUUCGGCCUAUAUUGGAGACUCACCCAUUCCAAACCCCAUGGGAACUGGAAUGAUCGACCACACGUUGCUGAACACCACCGAGCCCUACGAUUGGAGCACUUUCAACGAGAGCGUAGUUCGUCUCGCCGAAGCCAUCGACCCCGGUAAUGCCACUCCAGACGACUACGACUUGUCGGCCUUCCAGAAGAGAGGCGGCAAAGUUAUCCAUUGGCAUGGUGAAGCCGAUCCUGUAAUACCUUUCAGAUCAAGCACAUACUUUUACAGCCAAGUGGCCUCUUCCGUUGCCCCUCACGGCAUCGAGAUGGACGACUUCUACAAGUUCUUCCCAAUCGCCGGCAUGAGCCAUUGUUCCGGCAGCCAGUAUUCGCCCUGGUAUAUCGCUGGUGCUAGCCAAGGUUUGACCAAUGUCAGCCACGGCGUUCCUGGCUUUGAGGACUCGCAGCACAAUGGUUUGCUUGCGUUGAUGCGCUGGGUUGAGAACGGCACUACUCCGGAGAAGUUGGUCGCAACCAAGUUCAACGACGACAACCCUGCAAAAGGUGUUUACCGUCAAAGACCGCUCUGUCCCUUCCCCAGUCAGCCAGUUUACACUCAUGGAAGAGUGGACUCCGCAAGCAGCUGGAGAUGCUCG